Molecule: messenger RNA, 2614 nt
Organism: Protobothrops mucrosquamatus (brown spotted pit viper)
Lineage: Eukaryota; Metazoa; Chordata; Lepidosauria; Squamata; Viperidae
Gene: EIF3B
Product: eukaryotic translation initiation factor 3 subunit B
Exons: 19
Coding region: 302-2035 (577 amino acids)
Biological process (GO): translational initiation
Cellular component (GO): eukaryotic translation initiation factor 3 complex
Molecular function (GO): translation initiation factor binding; RNA binding; translation initiation factor activity
Source: RefSeq, a predicted model, not a curated record
CCGGCCGCCCCUUCCUCCGCUCGGCCCGGACGAGGACGAGCCUUCCUUCAGCGACCCCGAGGACUUCGUGGACGAUGUCGACGAGGAAGAAUUACUGGGAGAUAUUCUGCAAGAGCUCCCUCAGGAAGCGGAUGGGAUCGAUUCGGUGAUUGUGGUGGACAACGUCCCCCAGGUUGGACCAGACCGCCUUGAGAAACUGAAGAAUGUUAUCCAUAAGGUUUUCUCAAAGUUUGGGAAAAUCACCAAUGAAUUUUACCCAGAAGCUGAUGGCCAGACUAAAGGGUAUAUCUUCUUGGAGUAUAUGUCUCCCACUCAUGCUCUGGAUGCUGUAAAAAACACAGAUGGUUACAAGCUGGACAAGCAGCACACUUUCAGGGUCAAUGUUUUCACUGACUUUGACAAGUACAUGACAAUCAGUGAUGAGUGGGAAAUCCCAGAGAAACAGCCAUUUAAAGAUCUGGGGAAUUUGCGCUAUUGGUUGGAGGACCCAGAUUGUAGAGAUCAGUAUAGUGUAAUUUUUGAAUCUGGAGAUCGAACCACUAUAUACUGGAACGAUGUUAAAGAUCCUGUUACAAUUGAAGAGAGACCUCGAUGGACAGAAACCUACGUGCGCUGGUCUCCAAGGGGGACCUACCUGGCUACAUUCCAUCAGAGGGGCAUUGCCCUGUGGGGUGGAGAGAAAUUCAAGCAGAUCCAGAGGUUCAGCCACCCGGGGGUGCAGCUCAUUGACUUCUCACCUUGCGAAAGAUACCUGGUAACGUUCAGCCCCCUGAUGGACACGCAGGAUGAUCCUCAAGCCAUCAUUAUUUGGGAUAUCCUAACUGGACAGAAGAAACGAGGGUUCCACUGUGAAAGCUCCGCCCACUGGCCCAUAUUUAAGUGGAGCCACGAUGGCAAAUUCUUCGCCCGGAUGACACCUGAUACUCUUAGCAUCUACGAGACGCCUUCCAUGGGCCUGCUGGAUAAGAAAAGUUUGAAAAUCACAGGGAUCAGUGACUUCUCCUGGUCCCCAGGAGGAAACAUAAUUGCCUUUUGGGUCCCUGAAGACAAAGAUAUCCCGGCGAGGGUGACCCUGAUGCAGCUCCCCUCCCGGCAGGAGAUCCGAGUACGCAACCUGUUCAACGUGGUAGACUGCAAACUCCAUUGGCAGAAGAACGGGGAUUACCUCUGUGUGAAAGUGGACAGGACCCCGAAGGGCACCCAGGGUGUGGUGACCAACUUCGAAAUCUUCCGCAUGAGAGAGAAACAGGUUCCGGUUGAUGUGGUGGAAAUGAAAGAGAGCAUCAUAGCCUUUGCUUGGGAGCCAAACGGAAGCAAGUUUGCCGUGCUGCAUGGAGAGACGCCCCGGAUAUCCUGUUCUUUCUAUCACGUGAAGAACAACGGGAAAAUAGAGCUUAUUAAAAUCUUUGACAAGCAGCAGGCAAACACGAUAUUCUGGAGCCCUCAAGGGCAGUUUCUGGUGUUGGCUGGGCUCAGAAGCAUGAAUGGUGCCUUAGCUUUUGUGGAUACCUCUGACUGCACCAUGAUGAACAUUGCUGAGCAUUACACAGCCUCGGACGUGGAAUGGGACCCCACCGGCCGCUACUUGGUGACGUCUGUGUCUUGGUGGAGUCACAAGGUGGACAAUGCCUACUGGCUGUGGACUUUCCAGGGUCGCCUCCUCCAGAAAAAUAACAAAGACCGGUUCUGCCAGUUGCUAUGGAGACCCAGGCCGCCAACUCUGCUCACCCAGGAUCAAAUAAAGCAAAUCAAGAAAGAUCUGAAGAAAUACUCCAAAAUAUUUGAACAGAAAGAUCGCCUGAGCCAAUCGAAAGCCUCCAAGGAACUGGUCGACAGACGGCGAACAAUGAUGGAGGAAUUCAAAAAAUACCGCAAGAUGGCCCAGGAGCUGUACAUGGAGCAGAGGAACGAGCGUUUGGAGCUCCGAGGAGGAGUCGACACAGACGAGCUGGACAGCAACGUGGACGACUGGGAGGAGGAGACCGUUGAAUUUUUUAUCAAUGAAGAAAUUAUCACAGUGACAGAGGCCGAGUAGCCCCAUAGCCGUGCACCCCCAUCGAUCGUCCUGAGAAGAGAGUUGUUCCUUUUCAGGAGAUCUCCUCCUCUUUGGAAGUUUUUUAAAUCCAUAUUUUUUUCUCUCUGGACGGUGACUGCACAGGAUCCAUUCAUUCUGACAUAACUGUAGUGCCUUUUGGUCCCCAACGGGAUCCCCCUCUGGGCUCCCUCGAAAGGCACUGCUUUUAAUUUUGUAUUACUUUAUGGGGGAGGGUUCAGUCUAACCUUUAGCAAUCUUACCACCGGAAUGAGCUGCUGCUGCUAAAAUGCUCUCGGAACAUCAGGGAUGGCUCCCCGCCCAAAGGCAGCCAAGAGACAUUUUCCAGGAUCUUGGGGGGAAAACUCCAGGGCUCCUGUGUUGCCGAGGACGGUUGCUGCGUCCUGCACCGGCGGGGGCCGGUGUGACCCAGAGGCAGGCCAGCCGGGACGGCUCUCCUUUCCAGGGUUGACUGGUUGUGUUGAAGCUGCACCGCGGUGGACUCGACUCUCCCAUUCCGAUUGUGACAGGAUCUCUCCAUGGGUUGUACAUUGGAAAUAAAGCAAGCCAACACGCAUCGUC